This is a messenger RNA of Lactuca saligna, 1028 nucleotides long. The record is from the annotation of a GenBank genome assembly. Lineage: Eukaryota; Viridiplantae; Streptophyta; Magnoliopsida; Asterales; Asteraceae.
AUUUUCGAUAGGCAUCUGGCGACUUCGCGAAACUACCGGAUUACUUAACUAUGUCUGCAAACGUGUACUAUAAAUAUCGCAUAUUUUCUUACCCCAAAAGUCAUCGGUUCAAUACCAAAAUUUCAUAGUUCUUUAUUUUCUUCAACUACCAUGGAAUCAUUCUCAUCGUUCUUCGAUUCACAAUCGCGAUCGGCUUCUCCAAACAGCUGGACCUACGAUUCUCUCAAGAAUUUCCGUCAAAUCUCUCCCGUAGUUCAGACUCAUCUCAAACAGGUUUACCUCUCACUAUGUUGCGCUCUCAUGGCAUCUGCAGUUGGGGCUUACCUUCACAUCCUAUGGAACAUCGGUGGCCUUCUAACCACCUUCGGAACAUUGGGCUGCAUGUUUUGGCUACUCGCCACUCCACAAUAUCAAGAGCAAAAAAGAGUCUCUCUAUUAAUGGCAUCUUCUCUUCUCCAAGGAGCCUCCAUCGGUCCUCUAAUCGACUUAGCCAUAGAAUUUGACCCAAGCAUCUUGGUGAGCGCGUUCAUGGGAACUGCAAUCGCAUUUGCUUGUUUCUCAGGAGCUGCCAUGUUAGCAAGACGCAGAGAGUAUCUUUAUCUUGGAGGUCUUCUCUCUUCUGGUGUUUCAAUCCUUUUCUGGUUACAUUUUGCUUCAUCAAUCUUUGGUGGCUCUGUUGCCCUUUUCAAAUUUGAGUUGUACUUUGGGUUGUUAGUGUUUGUUGGGUACAUGGUGGUUGACACCCAGGAUAUCAUUGAAAAGGCUCAUCUUGGAGAUUUGGAUUAUGUGAAACAUGCUCUUACGCUUUUCACUGACUUCAUUGCUGUUUUUGUUCGCAUUCUUAUCAUCAUGUUGAAGAAUUCGGCUGAAAGGGAGGAGAAGAAGAAGAAGAGGAGGGAUUAGGGUAUUUGUGAAUGGAGGAAAAUGUGAAGCAAGCUUUCUGACUACAAAUAAAACCCAAUGUAGUUGUUACUUUUGUGUAGUACAUUGUUUUUUUUUUUUUUUUUUAAACAUGAGUGACGUAUAUG